Messenger RNA from Symbiodinium natans, 2217 nucleotides. The record is from the annotation of a GenBank genome assembly. Lineage: Eukaryota; Dinophyceae; Suessiales; Symbiodiniaceae.
AUGACCGCCUACUGUGGCAACUUCGCCCUAACAAUUCCUCCUGUGGAAGUUGUGGCUCACGACGAGUUUCGCUGGGUUGGCCGGGUGAUCGACGCCCUUUUCCGGGUGGAGGUCGAGAUCGUGAAGCGCUGCGAGGGCCGCAGAGGCAAGUCCAAGCUGCUUGGGAAAUGUGCCUUCCAGGUCAGCAGCGAGGGCUUGUCUGGCCUCACGCCGCUGGACGAUGGCGCCGCAGACCAAGCGUGUGCGCAGGAGCUUUGCCCCCAUUUCCCUGGCCAGCAGGUGCGUGCGACACCGAGAGUCUGGCGGCAGGCAGAGUGGCUGGAAGACUGCUCGCAGCUGUCGCGGAAGCGGGCGCGUGGCCCACCAAUCUGCGGCAAGGUCACUUCAGUCUCGUGUGAAAUGGUGGGCGUUCACUGGGUCGAUGCAUGGUCUUCAAAGGUGUCGAUGCCGCCUGAGUGGGUCCACCCUUCCACCGUCCGCCGACUUAGCAUGAACAACAGCCCUUCAGAGGGUUGGCUCUUGGGGGAGCAUUGCCAGGCGUGGGACGAUCCGUCUGCGCCAUGUGCCGUGCUGACGCGGACCACAACGCACACGACAGUGCAAUGGGCGGGUGAUGUCGAGGAAGAGAUUCUCGCAAUUGACCUCAUGCCCAGGCAGGCGUUCUAUUCGCACGAUUUCCUCCCGCACGACUAUGUAGCAAGGACUGCAGACGUUGAUCGUUAUGAUCCCCGGCGUGCGGUCGAGACCUUGCAGAGUCCCAACCCCAAUGUGAAUAUGCAGGAUGGGUCUGUUCAAUAUGGAUCGGCCCAGACCGAGCUGAAUGAGGAUGACCGAAACAGAGAGCUGUUCGCCACCUUCUUGGGACAGGUGAACAACGAGGACAUCAUCCCCGCCGUGCGACCCCCGGCAGCGGGCCAGGUGGUCCCGAUGGGCGUGGUGAAGAGUGUGGACCUCAAGGCACGCACGGCUUUGGUGGAAUGGCGGUGCACUCUCCAGGACAACCCUCAGGAGGUCAGCUUAUUCGAGCUGGCGCCACACCCGCUGGUUGAUGUCCGCCUGGCGGACGUGGUCUUCAUCCCGCCUGAUCAGCAGUCUCAGGACUCUGGAGCUUGGGUCGGCCGGGUGACGGCCUUUUCUGGCUUCUCCGCUCAGGUACAACUGGCCUGUGGCCUCAGUGAAUGGUUCGAUGUCGAAGCUCUGCGCAUAGCCGACAUGGACGGACACUACGAAAGCUCCGAGUCUUCUGACGAGGAGCCGGGCACCGCCUCUUUUGAGGAGGAGCUGCACGACCCGUCCAUGGGAGGCAGUCGAGAUGCAAGCCCGAGGCGGGUGGAUGCCGAGAGCGAAGAGGAGUUUGAGCACUGCGAGCAGCCCCAAAGCGAGACCUCGGAAGGCUCCUCCUCAUCUACUCGAGCGCCUGAGAUCCUGGCCUUCGAUGUUCUGGAGGACGUGAGCCCUUGUGACCAUAAGUUCGUCGACCGACCAUCUCCGCCUCCAAAGGUGCUGAUGCGAGCUGUGAGGCGGGAGCACUCCGUCUUGCAGAAGGGCUUGCUCGACGGGGGCGAAGGCGUGGUGGCACCUAUUGCGGUUCGCACAUAUGCGUCCCGAAGCGACUUGUUUCGAGCGAUGGUGGUCGGCCCUCCUGGGACACCCUACUCGGACGUGCCAUUCUUCUUCGACAUGUCCCUGUCGCCCCAGUACCCCUCAGAGCCUCCUCUGGUGCACUUCAUGGCAGCCUACGUCAGCAGUUGUGAGAAGCUGAACCCCAAUCUCUACAACGAUGGCAAGGUUUGCCUCAGCAUCCUGGGUACUUGGGCGGGGCCUGGAUGGGAUCCGCAGAAGUCUACCCUUCUCCAGGUGCUGAUUUCACUUCAAGGCUUAGUGCUGGUAGAGGAUCCGUACUUCAAUGAACCAGGCCAUGAAUGGGAAUGCAACAGUGAGCAUGGCCGGAACGCCUCGGCCCUGUACAACGAGAAUGUCCGCUUGCUUGUCCUGCGUGCGGCCUUGAAUGUCUCCAAGCACCCGCCCUCCGGCUUCGAGGAGAUGGUGGCCUCACACUUUGCUCGCCAUGGGCCGCGGCUGCUUGCGGAGUGCGAAGAGGCGUUGCUCGACGUCAAUGCCAGCCGCACCAGUGAAGGAUUUCGAAAGGUCUUGGCCAACGUGGUUAUGCCAGGGCUGCGUGAACAUUGGGGCAGCGCAUCAUCGCUACCAGCGUAG